Molecule: messenger RNA, 2115 nt
Organism: Nezara viridula (southern green stink bug)
Lineage: Eukaryota; Metazoa; Arthropoda; Insecta; Hemiptera; Pentatomidae
Source: the annotation of a GenBank genome assembly
GUUUGAUCAUUUAUCUAAAAUAAGGAUGAUUGUAUCUAUCAAGAUUAAUAAUAAAACUACUAAUAUCAACAUGAUGUCAAGAUAAGAAAGUAACCUCCAGUUGUUUACAAUAAGUUGAUCUUUUCUACAGCUGAGAAAUGUACACAUGAUCGUAUCAGCUGUGUUUAGUUUUCAUAGGGGGUCAUUUUCUAUUUUCGAUGGUGCAGUAUAAUGCAUUCAUCUAUUUAUUAUUCAAGAAUGCUAUAAUUUUAUUAAAUAACAGUAACAAUCUUUUAUUGUUUAACGACACUUUACUUAUACCAUUUAUCAACUGUUAAAUAUGCCAAUUUCAUACAUUUUUCACACUAAAUAUAGAACUGUGAACGAGUUCCCUAAUUUCACAGAAAUAGUAAAAAGGGGAAGCUUGGACACUUUUUUUUGAAAAAUGGAAAGACAAUAGUUAUGAUUACUUAUUUAGAUAACUAUGCCAUUGCAACAAAUAAAUGUGACACCUAUUGAAAAUAAAGAAACAGAGGGUUCAUUCAAAGAAGCACAGAUGUAUAUUCGAUCAAGUAAAAGUCAAGAAGUGUAUGGCAGAAGUGAAUCACAGUCAUCUAGCCAAACUUCAACCAGUGUGGAAAUUUGCAGAAUAUGUCACUGUGAAGGUGAUACUGAAGGAGGUCUUAUCGCUCCUUGUUAUUGUUCCGGAUCGCUUCGCUAUGUUCACCAAAACUGUCUUCAGCAAUGGAUUAAAUCGUCCAACAUUCGAUGUUGUGAAUUGUGUAAAUUCCAGUUUAUCAUGCACACCAAAACUAAGCCCUUCAUGGAAUGGGAGCCAUUGGAAAUGACUGGAUUCGAAAGAAGAAAGCUGUUAUGUGCCGUGAUAUUUCAUGCGAUCGCUAUAACCUGUGUUGUGUGGUCAUUGUAUGUACUUAUUAAUCGAACUGCUGAAGAGAUACACGAAGGUGUUUUGGAGUGGCCAUUUUGGACAAAACUCAUUGUUGUUGCUAUCGGAUUUACGGGAGGAGUUGUUUUUAUGUAUAUCCAAUGCAAAGCCUAUAUGCAAAUUUGCCAAAGAUGGAAAGCUUUCAAUAGGGUAAUCUAUGUUCAAAACGCUCCUGAGAAACAACCAUUGACUUUGCAAGUGCCCGCUACAAGUGAGGGCAGCACAAGCGGAUGCCAGCUUCCCAAGCCUCGCCAGUCCAUGGAAAACAAUGGAAAUUUCAAAGACGAGACUAGUAUCGAUUUGAAAGGAGUUCGUAAUUUGCACAUAUUUUUUAAUGACGAGAGUAGAGUGUGUGUUCAAAACGAGGAUCGGGAAAGUGAAGAGAGUGAAGGAGGUCAGGAUACCUCUUGGAGGAUUAAGAUAGGGAAAGCCGAAUCUGUACCUUCACAGAGGUGUAACGAAAUCGAAAGCAAAACCCAGGGCGAUACUGGUGAAUCCGAAGAUUGUUGUAUCCCUUCCAGCUCUAAGAGCGCCGAUGUUGGUGGAGGCAGCAGCUUGAAACCCAACAACGACUCCGUACUAAAACUGCAGAUUAAGAAAGCAGAGAUUGUGAUAAAGUUUGGCGAGGCUGGCAACGGCAAUAGCGAAGACAAUAGGAACUGUUCUGGAGACCGGCAGGACAGGCAUCAAGACACUUCGGUAAAUAUCAAGAUUGAUGACAAGGAAAGGGAGCCUAUAGUCAUCGAUGUGGUGAAAAAAAAACAACCUACGGUCACAGAGGCAGCGAAGGACCCUGUCCAGAUCCGCUUCGACUUCGGUAACGAGGAGGAGAAGUGUACUGCGGAGGCGGAUCAAUCUGACUGCAAGCUGCUUCAGGUCUACGCUGCAGAGUCUGAGUCAGAUUCGGGCUCCCAUUCUCCCCUUUUGUCUAAUAAACACAACAGCUCAUACGCAGAUAAUAUUUAAAAUAUGUAAGACUGAUUACUAAGUUUCACUAAUUAUUUACAUUUAUAAUGUUGAGGGUUAAUAUUACAGGACAUUUGGUAAACAAAAAAAAAAAAACUUUAAUAUUUUAUGAUUCUAGGUUCAUUAACAUGAAUGCACUUUAUUUCCUAGUAAUUUUUUCUUGCUCUGCUGGUUGUAUAAUACAUACCAAAUGUCAUUGAAUAUUGCGCUUUUUUUUUUUUUUU